Messenger RNA from Mus pahari (shrew mouse), 1914 nucleotides. It is a transcript of the gene Fam161a, whose product is annotated as FAM161 centrosomal protein A. Gene Ontology annotation, cellular component: cilium; photoreceptor connecting cilium; ciliary basal body. Lineage: Eukaryota; Metazoa; Chordata; Mammalia; Rodentia; Muridae. The transcript is spliced from 4 exons. Gene Ontology annotation, biological process: cilium organization. The record is from RefSeq and is a predicted model, not a curated record. Bases 298 to 1731 code for a protein of 477 amino acids.
GUCAACAAAGACUCUUCUGAGGUGGCAUUUGAGUGAGCAGUGAGCAAGUGGCCUGUGCAAGCUCUGGGUCACCAGCAUCCUCAAGAGAUGGAGCAAAUCAAAGGCAGAUACCUCGCCAACUCUGAUCAUUCUUUUGUUUGUUUAUUUUCAAGGUCAGGUUUCCCUGUGUAACCUCGGCUGUCCAGGAACUCAUUCCAUAAACCAGGUUGGCCUGGAACUCAGUGAUCUGCCAGCUUCUGCCUCCCAAGUGCUGGGUUUAAGGCAGGUUGUCACAACUUUUCGGAUAAGGACGAAGAGAUGGCAUUCGAGAGCACUAUGAACCUCUCUGAUAUUUACCACUCUGAUGAAGAGUAUUUCAGGAAACUCAAAGACCUAAAGGCUGUCCAUGAAGAAGCCAUGUCAAAAUUAGAGAAAAUGUACCAGGACAAGCUAAAUAUAAAAGACAUCCAGGCGGUGUUCAUCCGGGAUGCGAUCAGGGGUGCGUCUUCGAGUUCUGCAUCAGAAAAGAGCUGCUCACAUCCUGCCUUGUCAGUGACCUCACUUUCAGAGCCUGACCUAGACGGGUCGUCGUCCUUGUCUACAACUACUGACGAGGAGUUGCCCGACCUAGCGAAAGAGACUCCCGGGAAAAGCAGCGCAAUGGCCCAUGCCCAGGAGCUCAUAAACAACAUGUGGAACGACUUUUCUGUUGAAGAUUAUAUUCAGUAUGACUCAGACCCCCAAAUGGCUAAGAAAAAGAGGAAGAAACCUAAAUCCUUGACACCCAAGAUUACAGUGCCUGUACCCUUUGAAAUGACGGUAAGAGAGCAGAAUCGGAGAGAGAAGGCCUUGAAUGCUCGGUCAGAUCUGGAAACGAAGCAGAAGCUGCUCAAGAAGGACGAGGACGAUGCAGAGUGUAAGAAGAAAUUCCGAGCCAACCCUGCUCCUUCCUGCGUGCUCCUUCCCCUUUAUGAGGAUCUAGUCAAGCAGAACGAGGAGCGUCGGAAGAGGGCCCGGGAGAAGAACAGAGCUGCGCUCCUGGCCUCCCAGAAGCCCUUUAAGUUCAUUGCGAGGGAGGAGCAGAAGCAAGCAGUCCGCGAGAAGAAGCUGAGAGACCUUUUUAGGGCUAAAAGGAAAACACAUCAGUUUAAAGCCAGACCUGUGCCUCGUUUUAUUUACAGGCCAAAGGAAGAAGAGCUCUAUGGAGACAGCAGGAUGCAGCCAAAGGCCAGAGAUCUGUUACAGAAUUCGCCUUGGCCCAGUCGGUCAGCUUGCAGACGGUUCAGGGAUACCAGAAGUCCUGCAAAGCCCAGGGGUAAACACAGGCGUAGGUGCCUGAGGCCUGAUGGAGACUUAGGACACUGGAGGGAAUCCUUCUCUGAAUACAGCUUUCUGAAAAGCCCAGUGCUUUGGGAACAGUAUUGUCUUCACGAAUCCCCUUGUGACUCCGACAAAAGACAGAAAGUCUUGGCAAACAUCAGAGCAGAUGAAGAAAAUUUGAGAGAAACACGCAGGCCGGGUCUGUCUCCUAGGCGUAAGUCACCGGGAAGAAGCUCGUAUCCGAAGCCCAGGCCUCGUGAAUGCAGCCCACCGAUGCCCACCGCGUCUUCCCGAGGGCGGGAGCAAGCCAUCAGAAGGAGCGAAAAGGCCAGGAUGAGAGAAUAUUGGCAAGAACUGGAGGAACAAGAGGAAAAACUGCAGAAGAGGCCGAUGUUGUUUGAAAGAGUCACCCAGGUUGUGUUUAUUGGUUAGGGCCAUUACCAGCUUCCUGUUUCUCAGUACUGCAGGCCUCCACCUGUGUGCUCCGUCUUGCGGUGUCCUACAACUGCUGAGACGUGCUGUUUCUGGGGCUGCUUCAUCCAGUCCACCAAGGAAGUAAUUUCACUUAAGAUGUGAUAAGGCUUGUAGUUCAAUAAAGAACAUGUCACUAACCCC